Messenger RNA from Drosophila subobscura, 854 nucleotides. RefSeq names its product probable 6-phosphogluconolactonase. The transcript has 3 exons. Gene Ontology annotation, molecular function: 6-phosphogluconolactonase activity. The record is from RefSeq and is a predicted model, not a curated record. Bases 54 to 794 code for a protein of 246 amino acids. NCBI's taxonomy places the organism in Eukaryota, Metazoa, Arthropoda, Insecta, Diptera, Drosophilidae. Gene Ontology annotation, biological process: carbohydrate metabolic process; pentose-phosphate shunt.
UUUAAACAUUAAACAAGUCGGGUCAGGUCCAAGGUGUUAAUAUUAUUUUCAAUAUGCCCAACCGAAAAUGUUCCUUCAACGUGAGCUUGGCCGAGUCCGAGGAUAAAUUGAUUGAUAGCCUUAGCAAUCUGCUGAGGCGUUGCUCCGAGCAGGCGAAGGAUAGGAAGACAAAUUUCAGCCUUGGCCUCUCAGGUGGCUCCCUUGUGAAGCUCUUAACAAAAGCCCUGAGGAGCAGUAGACUGGACACCAGCAACUGGGAGUUCUUCUUCUGCGAUGAACGCUAUGUGGCUGAUGAUCACAGUGAUUCCACCUAUUGUGCUUAUAGAACCGAGUGGCUGAGCCAGCUACCAGACAUUCUGGACUUACAGUUUGUCAAGGCUGACACCACCAAGCCGCUAGAUGAGUGUGCCGCCGAUUACGAGGCGAAAGUGAAGGUCAAGGUGGGUCCCAGUAAUCUGCCACAAUUCGAUUUGUUGCUGUUGGGCAUGGGACCGGAUGGCCACACAUGUUCCUUGUUCCCCGAGCAGCCGGCUACGCUCGAGGAGACCUCGCGCCUGGUGAUUCCCAUUCGAAAUUCCCCAAAGCCGCCGCCGGAGCGUAUCACCUUUACUCUGCCGCUGAUCAACAAUGCCAGGGAUGUGGCAUUUGUGGUGACCGGCGCCAGCAAAUCGGAUGUAGUGAAGCGCGUUUUCGUGGAGCAAGACAAACAGUUCCCCGCAGCAUGGGUGGAUCCCACAAGUGGCCAGCUGACCUUGAUUGUGGAUGCGGGAGCUGGAUCACAGAUUAAGUUGUAAUAUGCCGGAUUUCCAGGAUCGAGAGGUUUUUGUAAAUAAUAAAGGUUUUUAUCAAUCUUA